GGGUUCGGCGCGGGGAGCCGGGUGGAGCGAUCCCAUUCUGCUAAAGAUGAAAGGCUGGGGUGGGCUGGCCCUGCUUCUAGGGGCUCUGCUGGGAACUUCCUGGGCUCGAAGGAGCCAGGAUCUACAUUGUGGAGCUUGUAGGGCUCUAGUAGAUGAACUAGAGUGGGAAAUCGCUCAAGUGGAUCCCAAGAAGACCAUUCAGAUGGGAUCUUUCCGGAUCAAUCCAGAUGGCAGCCAGUCAGUAGUAGAGGUACCCUAUGCCCGCUCAGAGGCCCAUCUCACAGAACUGCUAGAGGAGGUGUGUGACCGCAUGAAGGAAUAUGGGGAACAGAUUGACCCUUCCACCCACCGCAAGAACUAUGUACGGGUUGUGAGCCGGAGUGGAGAAUCCAGUGAACUGGACCAGGGCAUCCGAAUUGACUCAGACAUCAGUGGCACCCUCAAGUUUGCCUGUGAAAGCAUUGCGGAGGAAUACGAGGAUGAACUUAUUGAAUUCUUUUCUCGAGAGGCCGACGAUGUUAAAGACAAACUUUGCAGUAAGAGAACAGAUCUAUGUGACCAUGCCCUGCACAUAUCUCAUGAUGAGCUAUGAACUACUGGAGCAGCCAGACCAGCUUGGUGGAUCACCCUCAGGAGGGGAAGAUGGU
This is a messenger RNA of Dipodomys spectabilis (banner-tailed kangaroo rat), 647 nucleotides long. Its product is annotated as protein canopy homolog 2-like. Lineage: Eukaryota; Metazoa; Chordata; Mammalia; Rodentia; Heteromyidae. Gene Ontology annotation, cellular component: endoplasmic reticulum. The record is from RefSeq and is a predicted model, not a curated record.